ACAAGCGGCUGCAGAGUCUGCGGCAGGCUGCCGACUUCAUAUCUUCCUAAAUAUCUGCAAUGUGGGGAUAUUAACCCACUUAUUAUUGGCCCUGGUUUCAGGAGGAGUAACCUGGAAGAUCCUGGAAACAGCUUGAAGAACGAGGAACAGGUGCCGAAGACACUUCUUUCAGUCAUGUAUUUCCUGGAGUGUAUAAGAAGGACCAGUUUUCCUCUUUAACCACAAGAGUUUCUUCUUCACUUAUCUUAAAAGUCAUUGCAAAAGUCUUCUACAAGUUUCCCUGAAGGUAAUGAGAAGAUGUCGACAGCAGAACUGGUUUCUUCAGAAUUGAUGGGGAUUAUUCAGGGUCAAAAACCCAUUUGUUUGACCAUCAUCAUCUACUCGCUGUAGCCGGCAUGAAGAGGAUGUCCCUUACAAACUCCUUAUGACCCCCUUGAACUCUUCCGAGCUCAUCCCUGUGUGUGAAACUACGUCCAAACUUUAUAGAGUCUGAUCUGCGAGGAGCUCCAUGUCCGGGAUGCGGAGCAGGAUGGAUGGCAGGCCGGUGGGAUCCGUGAAGCUCCUGAGGAUUCUGGGAUUUUUCUGCCUGUGGAUUACAGCUCAGGCUCAGAUGAAGAUCCCACCGGAGACGGUGCAGCAGUGGGCGACCAUGUUCUCCGUUCAACUCCGAGAAUUAACCACCAAAUAUUCGGGCUCCCUGCUGAUGCAAAAGAAACUGAAGGAUGUGGAGUCCAUCAUUAAGAUCGUGGAGGUGGAAGGACGCGACUUGGUGAAGGAUUAUUCCGAUGAAAUUGAACGGAUGUUGGGAAGCAAGAUGAAGUCAGUGAAGAGGUUAGCAGAGUCAGCAGAAGAUGCUGACCUAUACCACGACUUCAACGCUUCAAUGAAGUUCGAUUACUACAACUCCAUGCUGAUCAACACGAUAGACGAGGACGGGAACUUCCUGGAACUGGGUGGGGAGUUCCCACUGGAGAACAACGAACAUUUCAACAACCUGCAAGUGAACACGCAGCAGAGCGACAUCCAGAUUCCCACCAACGUCUACAACAAAGAUCCUAACAUCCUCAAUGCCAUCUACAACUCAGAGGCGUUAAACGACGUCUUCAUGGGUAACUUCCAGAAAGAUCCCACGCUCACCUGGCAGUACUUUGGCAGCUCCACUGGCUUCUUCAGGAUCUACCCUGGUAUUAAAUGGACUCCGGACUCUAACGGUGUGGCAGCCUUUGACUGCAGGAACAGAAACUGGUACAUCCAGGCAGCCACAUCUCCGAAGGACAUCAUCAUCAUGGUGGACAUCAGCGGCAGCAUGAAGGGGCUGAAGAUGACCAUUGCCAAACACACCAUCAACACCAUCCUGGACACUCUUGGAGAGAACGACUUUGUCAACGUUAUCGCUUACACUGACUAUGUUCGUUAUGUGGAGCCAUGCUUCAGAGGAACUCUGGUCCAGGCCGACUUAGACAACAGAGAGCAUUUUAAGCUGCUGGUGGAUGAGCUACAUGUCAAAGGAGAAGCAAAGAUUAAGAAUGCCAUGAAGGAAGCCUUUAAAAUCCUCAAUGAGGUGAGGGUGAACGGUCAGGGCAGCAUGUGUAACCAGGCCAUCAUGCUGAUCACAGACGGAGCCAUGGAGGACUUUGAGUCUGUCUUCGAGGAGUUCAACUGGCCUGAACGCAGGGUGCGAGUCUUCACCUACCUGAUCGGCAGAGAGAUGACCUUCGCUCAAAACACCAAAUGGAUCGCCUGCAACAAUAAAGGUUACUACACUCACAUCUCCACGCUGGCCGACGUGCAGGAGAACGUCAUGGAGUAUCUGCACGUGCUCAGCCGACCGAUGGUCAUCAACCACGACCAUGACAUCAUCUGGACAGAGGCCUACAUGGACACUGUGCUUCCCAGCACCCAGGAGCUCUUCACCACCAAGGCUCAGAGUCUGUUGCUGAUGACCUCUGUAGCCAUGCCGGUCUUCAGCAAGAAGAAGGAGACGCUGUCCCAUGGGAUCCUGCUGGGUGUUGUCGGCUCGGACAUCCCACUGAUGGAGGUGAUGAGGCUGGUGCCCAGAUACAUGCUGGGAGCACAUGGCUACGCCUUCCUCAUCACCAACAACGGUUACAUCUUGUCUCACCCCGACCUUCGACCUCUGUAUAAAGAUGGAAAGAAAAUGAAGCCAAAGCCAAACUACAACAGUGUGGAUCUGUCUGAAGUCGAGUGGGAGGAUACCGACGAGUUGCUGAGAACAGCCAUGGUGAAAGGACAGACUGGCAGCUUGAGCCUCAGCAUCAGAGCAUCCGUGGACAAAGGGAAAAGACCUCUGUACCUCAUCAAUGACUACUUCUACACAAACAUCGAUGACACACCUUUCAGCUUCGGCAUGGCGCUGACAAAGGGUCAUGGAAGGCUGAUCAUUUUGGGAAACGUGUCCGUGGAGGAAGGGCUGCACGACCUCACCUCCCCUGACCUGAGCAUCGCCUCUGAGUGGACUUACUGUGAGACGGACAUUGACCCAGCUCAUCGAAAGUACACACAGCUUCAGGCCGCCAUCAGCUACCUGCUGGGGAAGGAGCCCGACCUUGAGUGUGAUGAGGUGUUGCUGCAGCAGUUGCUGUUUGACGCCGUGGUCACGGCUCCGCUGGAGGCCUACUGGAACGCCCUGAUGCUCAAUGACAGGGUGGAGCCGGGAAUGGAGACGGCCUUCCUCGGUACUCGCUCUGGCCUGAUGAGGAUCAUGAGAUAUGCAGGAGUGGAGACCAGAGUGGCAAGAAAGUUCCUGACUCCAGCUGAUAAAGACAACCUGUUCACCAUCGAUCACUUCCCUCUCUGGUACCGCCUGGCUGUUGAGAAUAAUCCAGGGAGUUUCUAUUUCUACCCCGUCAAUGACAAAGGUGUGAAGUACAUUCUUGCGACGACAUCGGUGACGGUGUCAUCUGAAGGAAAGACCGCCAUGGCAGGAGCUAUCGGGGUGCAGAUGUCCUUGGAUUUGCUGGAGAAGAGGUUCUGGACCAUCACUAAGCAGCCCAGCGACACAGACUGUUCAAACAUUGAAGGUGUGUGUCCACUCAGUUGUGAGAGUGCUGAUCUGAACUGUUUCCUGGUUGACAAUAACGGCUUCAUCCUGCUUUCCAAAGAGAGGAAGGAGGUCGGUCGCUUCUUCGGCGAGUUGGAUGGGUCUGUCAUGGCGUCACUGAUCAAGAUGGGAAUGUAUAAAAAAGUGUCAUUGUUUGACUACCAGGCGAUGUGUAAAAACAGUCAUCAUCACACCAGCAGUGCCCGACGUCUGCUCAGCCCAUUUUACGCCAUUGCGGCAUUGAUGAGGUGGUUCGUCUCCAACGCUCUGAUGUUCAUGCUGGACUUCAACCUCUGUGGUCUCUGGCACUCUGAUUACUUUGUGGAUGCCAAGGCUGGUUAUCACACAACUCAUAAGCAGAAGAAGGUGGAUGCGCAGCAGCCCUGCGACACGGCGUAUCCCGGCUUCAUGUACGACUCAUCAAUCAGAGAAGCCAACAGCCUCAUCAAGUGUGGACGCUGCCAGAAGAUGUUUGUGGUGCAGCAGAUUCCGGACAGUAAUCUGAUUCUGAUUGUGACUCAGGCUGACUGUGACUGCUCCCGUCAGUAUGGUCCGAUCCUGCUGGAGCCCAAAGAGAUCAAAUAUAACGCCACAGUGAAGUGCAACAGGAUGAAAUCCCAGAAGGUCCGGCGGCGUCCAGAGUCCUGCCACGCCUACCACCCAAAGGAGAAUGCUAAGGAGUGUGGCGGGGCGUCGGCCAUCUCCCUGUCCAUUACCCUGUUCUCUGCCUCUCUGCUCGUCUCAUUGGUCCUCCACCACUGGAAGUAAACCAGCACUAACGCACCAAUCAGGAAGCUCAAAGGGGAGUCGGAGCAAGGAUGAAAAAAAAAGUAUGAAAAAUAUUGAAACACCCAGCAGCUAGCCAAAGGAUGUGUUUUUAAUACUUGCCAAGAGAGAUGAUGGGUCAUCCCAGAUUUUCUGUCCUGCUGCUCAGAUGAGCUUCAGGUCACUCUGCAGCGGAAAUAAAGGGCUAUUUGGUUUCCUACAAAAACUGAUUUAGACUCAUUUCUCUGUUUGGAAUAAGUCAAACUGAAGAGAGAAGACAGUUCAGAGCCAGGGGAGGUGGCUUGUGAGCUGCAGGGGAAACAGGAGUCCUCACUCUGAUGAAGAAACCGUCUCUUGAGGGCAACUUGGAGCUCUGCGGGGGAAGAGUGUAAACAGUGCAGCUUGUGUUUGGAGAAAUGUUGCCAUUAUUUACAACAAGAAUGUAGAAUCUUUGUAGUUUGUUGAUACAGAAAUAUUGUUUAAAAUUAGUUUUUCUUUCAAAUGAUUUACCAAAAACUGUUAAAAAGAGGGAAAAAAACAACAGCCUAUUGAGAAAGAAAAAAACACAGAAAUAUCAUAAAAACCUGUUCAAUAAACUGUAGUCAAAUGUUUAAAGAACAAAAACGAGUUGCUCAAAAAGGUUUGUUGUGCUUUCGUAAAUUCAAUGUGAUUAUUCAAAACCAAGCUGCGGUUUAGGUUAUCAUCAUUUACCAGCAGAUUACGCAGUUGAUUCAAAGAAACUGUAUCUUUAAACAUUGACAUAUUUAACUUAAUUUAACGGAGGUGAUGCUCAUAGUGAUACUCAGGGUGUAGUGAGAGUGCUCUCUAGUGGCAGGAGGGUGACAGCAGCUAGAAAAACGUUUCAACUUAGACUUCCCCAGACAGAAACAGAGAAAUUUAAAUAUGAAGAUUUUUGUACAAUUCCCGGAAACACUUUGUUUUAUGUAUCGCAUAUUUUCAGACUAUUUUUCCAGGAGACUUUCCUCAUGAUUGCUUAAAACUGAGCUGGUUCUUUGCUGCACAUUCAGAGGAUGGUCCCAAAGGAGGCCCAUGCAGGUUUGGUGCUAAUUAUGAGGGGAAUGGAAUAAGCUCUCUAAAAAUGCAUGAAAUUACGUAGCAGGUAAUUAAAAAGUGGUGCAUAAAUGGACAUCAAUGACCAUGAGGGUUUACGACAAAUGACUAACAAUAAUUGUUUAUCAGAAAAUGACAGUGCCAGUCAGUGUGUUUUUUGGUCAACAGUUUGAAAAAUAAAAAGAAGUGGACCUAUGUUGUGUUGCAGUUCAACAACGUGAAGAAUCCAAAUUAAGAAUUUUAACUUUGUCUUUAGGAUAUUAUUGGAUAUUGACAAUUGUAUGUGAACUAUUUUGCACACACG
Scophthalmus maximus (turbot) is the source of this 5201-nucleotide messenger RNA. Its product is annotated as voltage-dependent calcium channel subunit alpha-2/delta-4-like. Gene Ontology annotation, molecular function: voltage-gated calcium channel activity. The record is from RefSeq and is a predicted model, not a curated record. Gene Ontology annotation, cellular component: voltage-gated calcium channel complex. The transcript is spliced from 40 exons. The coding region runs from base 509 to 3829 and encodes 1106 amino acids. Lineage: Eukaryota; Metazoa; Chordata; Actinopteri; Pleuronectiformes; Scophthalmidae.